UUUCUCGGUGUUUCUUUAGCGAGAGUCACAUGACCCUGAUGUCAGUGCUAGCAGUGGUGAUAAAGUGUCAAAUGCGGGCUUAUUGACCUCUAAACCUCUUCAUACAGACAGAAGAAAUCUGAGACCAGUUAACACCGACUGUAUUAGGUUUUUCUUCUCAGUAACAUUGCUUUAUAAGUCUUCUACUUUCGUCUGUCUUUUUGUUUUUCUCUUUUUUUGCGACGCCAACGUUAGCCUAGCUAGCACGGUCCAGCUAACGGUAGCUAACUAGCUGUUUGUUGUGGUGUUGCGAUUUUUUUUUUUUAUCCCGGAGGAAAAAAAAACAUGAUCUCUGCUGGCGGACAGCCUUGGCGUUGGAUGGGAGUGAUGUUACCGCUCAUUUUAGCUGCCUUCCUGCAUCAGAGUUUUGCCACGGUCACCACGCCGACGCCCGCUCAAACCACCGCUGCACCACACAAAGAUCCCGGUCGGCCCGACAGAGGGAAGUACAACGUGACCAACAGCAACAACACCGUGUGUCUACUGGCUUACAUGGGCCUGCAGCUCAACAUCACUUACAACUCCACCUCCCAGAACAAGACCGUGCAGGAGGUGGUGAACGUCAAGCCCAACGUGACGCUGGCUUCAGGCUCGUGCGAAGCAGACAGGGCCGUGCUGGAGCUGAAGACCGACGCGAAUAAAACCGUGCUCACCUUUGUCUUCACUCAGAAUAUGACGUCCGGUACGUACCACCUGAGCGAAGCAUCUCUGACGACAAGUGUGCUGGGUCUGAAGGAGGGAAACUUCUCCGCUAAGAACAGCAGCCUGGACUUCCUGCCUGGAACUCUUGGAUACUCCUACAUGUGCCGCAUGGAGCAAACUCUGACUGUGACCCAGAAUUUGUCCAUCAACACCUUCCAGGUGCAGCUGCAGCCCUUUGGGGUGUCGGGAAACGCUUUUGGAGCAGCUGUGGAGUGCCAGCUGGAUGAAGACGACAUGUUGAUCCCCAUCAUAGUGGGAGCAGCUUUGGCGGGGCUUGUCCUCGUCGUGCUCUUGGCCUACCUCAUCGGCAGGAAGCGGAGCCACGCCGGCUACCAAACCAUCUGAGCUCAUGGAGCGGUUACCAGAUGCCAGAGCAGGGCUUCCCCCAUCCUGAAUUUAACCACGCCACCUUUUCCCCCCCUCUCUGUCCCUUCAUCCUUUAUCUAUCUGUGUGUUUACUCUUCUUCUUCGGCUUC
Molecule: messenger RNA, 1217 nt
Organism: Poecilia reticulata (guppy)
Lineage: Eukaryota; Metazoa; Chordata; Actinopteri; Cyprinodontiformes; Poeciliidae
Gene: lamp1b
Product: lysosomal associated membrane protein 1b
Biological process (GO): establishment of protein localization to organelle
Cellular component (GO): lysosomal membrane; late endosome membrane; plasma membrane
Source: RefSeq, a predicted model, not a curated record